UUCCUUUUUACCCAUCUCCUAGUAGAGGUGUCCGUUUUAUUUAUUUAUUUACAUCUAAGUGGUCUACACACAACCUGGUACCGUGACGCGUUCCCCCGCGAUCUCCAGCCCCCCCCCCCCCCUCGGGCCCAUCGUACACACCCUCCUGCACCCCACCUAUCAGUCUUCCCGCGCGGAGCGCCAUGCACUCCUUCUACGCCGCCUCAGAUGCCCAUGUUCAGCCACCACAGAGCCGACACCUCGCCGCUGCCGCCGCCGCUGCUGCGGGGAGGGGCAGUGUUCGUAGGCGGAGCGGCGCCAGCCUUCUUAGCGUCGCGCGCCGCGGCCUUCGCGUCGCGCGCCGCGGCCGCGUCUUCGCGCGCCUGCUGCUUCGCCUGUAGGUACUCUGUCGCCGAUGCCUUGCUCCCCGCUGUGCUCUGCCGUUGUGACGCGGCCGAAGCGCGCGACGCGGCCGAAGCGCGCGACGCGGCCGAAGCGCGAGAGGGGGGUGGCCGCGCUGUCGCAGACGGUCGUGCCGGCGCCGCCGGCCGCGGCGCGGCCGAGCGUGGCUGCGGCGCGGCCGGGCGUGGCUGCGGCGGUGCAUACUGCGGCGCAGCGGGUCCGGGCGGCGGAGCGUUCACCAUCAGCUGGCUUCCGGGGCCCUGGCCGGGCGGAACGGUGAUUUGGAC
Emiliania huxleyi CCMP1516 is the source of this 668-nucleotide messenger RNA. RefSeq lists its product as hypothetical. Lineage: Eukaryota; Haptophyta; Isochrysidales; Noelaerhabdaceae. The annotation marks the transcript as partial. The record is from RefSeq and is a predicted model, not a curated record. The transcript has a single exon.